Messenger RNA from Rhodofomes roseus, 1143 nucleotides. Its product is annotated as galactose mutarotase-like protein. Gene Ontology annotation, biological process: beta-D-galactose catabolic process via UDP-galactose, Leloir pathway; glucose metabolic process. Bases 1 to 1143 code for a protein of 380 amino acids. NCBI's taxonomy places the organism in Eukaryota, Fungi, Basidiomycota, Agaricomycetes, Polyporales, Fomitopsidaceae. The transcript is spliced from 12 exons. Gene Ontology annotation, molecular function: aldose 1-epimerase activity; carbohydrate binding. The record is from RefSeq and is a predicted model, not a curated record.
AUGCGUCUCGCCAGCACUCUCGCGAGCCUCGUCGUCUUCCUUGCUCACUCGACGGUGAGCCAGGCGUGGUAUACUGUCAUACAGCCGCUCGACACUAUAUGGCUCAGUGCUCCAGACAAGUCAAUUAAUGCAUCGUAUUUGCCGUUCGGUGCGACGCAGACUAGCGUUUGGGUGAAUGACAAGUACGGCACACCUCGGGACCUGGUACUAGGCUAUGACAACGUAACUACUUACUUGGACCCGCCUUCUCGGUACUUCGGUCCCAUUGUGGGUCGGUACGCUAACAGGAUCAAAAACGGCACGUUCGAGCUCGACAACGUGACGUAUACGAUUGUCAAGAACGAAAAUGACGGCCUGGAUACGCUACACGGUGGUUCGAUCGGAUGGGACUCCCGGCCGUGGACCGUUGUAGCUUGGAGCGAGUCUAGCGUUACCUUCUACUUACAAGAUGUGGCUGGCAGCAUGGGAUUCCCCGCUACCGUCGAAGCAUAUGUUACCUACACGCUCUACAACGACGCGGCACUGACGAUUGAGAUUAACGCAACCGCCGAUGGCGAAACGCCGAUAUUGCUCUCGUCUCAUGAUUGGUGGAACCUGGAGGGUUACUAUUCCUAUGACGGCCAAAACUCGUCCAUCCUCAACCACACAUUCUAUACCCCAGACGUGACGUCGUACGUAGCGGCAGACGGCAUUCUAAUCCCCACGGGCGAGCUGCCCAGUGUUGAGGGCACGCCACUCGACUUCCGCACUGCUCGGACCAUUGGCAGCGAAUUCAAUGAAACUGUUGACGUCUGUGGUACUGGAUGCACAGGAUACGACACGUGCUUCGUCCGCGACCACAACGGUACGGACAGUACUCUGGCGCUUGAGCUGUACAGUCCAGCGUCGGGAAUCAAGCUCAGCAUAAGCUCGGAGCAACAUGCAAUCCAGCUGUACAGCUGCGACGGCCUCGACGGGACGAUCCCUGCGAAAGCGUCCCAGGGAGGGCUCGAUGGUGUUGUGUACAGCCAAUACAGUUGCGCGGUCUUGGAGAUGGAGGAGGUCAUAGAUGCGAUCAACAACCCAGAGUGGGGUAUCGAUUCUAUCUACGGCCCUGACCGUCCAUACACAUGGUCGGCAACAUACAACUUCACCAUUGUGUAG